UAAACCCAACAAUUUGUGCCCCCAUAUAACAAAAACUUACAAAACACCACCAUUUUCCUAUGUUUUGUAUAACAGAGAAUAAUUUAUUGUAUACCAUUGUGAUACAUCAAGAUUUAUAACCCUUGAUCAAUUGAAACAACAUUUAUGUUAGAGUCAUAUUAGGAUAGGAUUGAUUUGUGUGGACUUUUUCCAUAUCUAUAAUUCUUCAUUAUCUCCUCCCCAUGUACUCCUAUAUAUACCGCCCCCUGAGGCUCAAUACAAUCAAUCCACGUUACACAGUAUAUAUCUCUAAUACUAUCCAACAUGGUAUCAGAGCGGACGACUUAAGGCCACCGUCUCUCACGCUUCCGCUCAUCGCCCCCGGAACCCUCCCGGGGGCGGCCACCUGUUUUAGUUUUUUUUUUUUUUUUUUGGUCAUUGUGAUUGCCACGAGAGAGAUCGAUCUCGGUCUCCUCCGGCAGCCGUUCCUCGUCGUCGUCAUGAGAUGAUCGAUCUCGAUCUUCUUGGAUGGCAUGUCUUCGUCGUUGCGUCGUCUUCGUCAAGGCGCGCCACCGAGUAGAUCAAUCUCCUCGGCGGAGCUCGUUUUUCGUCGAGUCAAACAGCAGCUACCUCCAUGUCGCGGAUCGCGUCGGCGGCGCGGCUCUCCACGUCGUUGCGCCGUUGGCUCCCGGGCCCGCCUCCUCCGUCGCCGCCGGAGACCGGGGGCAUGUCGUCGCCGACCGGGGCCCGCCCUCCGCCUGCGCGCCGCCGCCGGUCAUCCUCCGCCAGCCCGCCUCGACGACCUCCCCUCCGGCCGCCUCUCCACACGCCUCCGCCGCCCUGCCCGGAUCUGGAAACUGGCUCCACGACGACGGGCGCCCACGGACUCUACCGGCUUCCCCUCCGACGCUGCCGCUGCCGAUCUCAUCCGAGCUCCCUCCGCUGUCCUCGGCUCCGCCGGAAGUGGCCCUACACAUGGUCGUGGCUCCACCGCCCUGGGGACGCGCUCCGUCCUUCCUCAGCCCGUCGCCGACCCCGUCGGCAACCUCCUCCACGGCUCCAUGCUGUCCUCGCCCUCCCGGAUCCUGCUGGACGCUGCGACAUGGCGACCGACGACGUGCUUGCCGCUCCCUGCUCUUCUCUUGUGUGAACUCGCGUUUUACGAGGGAACAGGAGAGAUGAGAUAGUGGUGGUGGUCUGUGCAUCGUUGACUUGAUCAUGCCCGUGCGCACUGUGGAGAUUGGACAAUCCAAGGAUUGGUGAUGGCCUGAUGCUGAUGGGCGUGAUGCUUGGACUCGACCGUGAAGUUUGAGGCACUGGACUGCUGGCCUACUACUGUGUUGCUGCUUGUAUCUUUUUUUUUCCCGUUCUGAGAACGGGUUUGCAUCGCCUAUCGCCUCGUCGACAUCUGCGCGUCUCCGACAUCGGCAUCGAUUACAGCUUCGACUUCCUCGUCUCGUUGAGCGCGACUUCGGCUUGAUCACCCGAUUAAGUGCACGGACAUGACGACUUCUACCGCCGAUCGUCUUCAACUGCGCGUCUACGCCAUCAAGCUUCGGGUUGCCGCUGCGUCGCCCCCUCGGGCCGCAGUGCCACUGCCUGUGGUUCACAUCUCCACUGGUUGUUGCAGUGCUGAGAGGCGCCCUCCUCAUCAAGGCUACAUCAUCGGUGGACUUCUCGCCGCUGCAUCGACGUGGAGCUGCAGUUGUGUUGUCCUCUCGGACCGCAGUUUCGCUGCUUUCGUCGUCUUCCUCACCGUUCGCGCAUCAACAACCUUGUCGUCCAUAUUGGUCAUCGUCAGCCGCUCAGGGUCUUCUUCCUCUACUUCGAGCAUCGCCGCCGCGUUUCCCAGCUGCCACUGUCGUCGCUCUAGGCUGGUGGUCCAGCUACCUCUACAUAGCUACCGACGUCGCCGUCCAGGCCAUUGGUCCCGCUACAUCGCCUUCUACUUCGUCCAACAUGAUUCAUCGCCAGCGUCGCCGUAUCUUCCUCGACUACACUUCGCUCUUCUCCGACAACCGCGUGCUGCUCCGGCAAUUCUCCCUCUACGUCGUUCUCGCGCCGCGACCGUCUUGGAGGCCUUCUCUGCUAGUCUCCUCCGACAUUGGCAUAUGAUUCAUGGUGGUCCCCUGUCUCGCCCGCGCGGUAUUGGCAACACCGGCACGCGCGUUCGUCCCGAGUUGUCCCGGGGUCUGGCAAACCCUGUGUGACGUCUCGUCCUUCACGGUUCGACUACAUCGGCUCUUCGGCAUCAACUUCCUCAACGACUGCCGCGAUCGCGUCACCGUCAUCAUCUCCUGCACAUCCUCGCGCACCUUGGUCCACGACCACUCUACAACGCCCCAUGCGCGUCCUGUGGCUCGGCUACCUCGACAUCAGCUUCCUGACAUCGGCUACAUCGACCACGGCUACUCUACGCACGGCUUCAUCGACCACGGCUCUUUCGGCUCCUUCAUUUUGGCUACGUCGACAAUGGCACAAAGGGCUAUCAUCCGUGUUGAGCACUCUUGCCGGUUUCUUCUCCAGUCCAAGUGUCCGCGUUGCUCACGCUUGAAAUGCGGGGGGAUGUUUGAGUCAUAUUAGGAUAUGAUUGAUUUGUGUGGACUCAUUCCAUAUCAUAAUUCUUCCUUAUCUCCUCCCCAUGUACUCCUAUAUAUACCGCCCCCCUGAGGCUCAAUACAAUCAAUCCACGUUACACAGUA
This is a messenger RNA of Oryza sativa Japonica Group (Japanese rice), 2681 nucleotides long. RefSeq lists its product as uncharacterized. The record is from RefSeq and is a predicted model, not a curated record. Lineage: Eukaryota; Viridiplantae; Streptophyta; Magnoliopsida; Poales; Poaceae.